Molecule: messenger RNA, 818 nt
Organism: Galendromus occidentalis (western predatory mite)
Lineage: Eukaryota; Metazoa; Arthropoda; Arachnida; Mesostigmata; Phytoseiidae
Product: mediator of RNA polymerase II transcription subunit 8
Exons: 5
Coding region: 51-818 (255 amino acids)
Biological process (GO): regulation of transcription by RNA polymerase II
Cellular component (GO): core mediator complex; mediator complex
Molecular function (GO): RNA polymerase II cis-regulatory region sequence-specific DNA binding; transcription coregulator activity
Source: RefSeq, a predicted model, not a curated record
GCCGGCUGUUUGUUGCUUGUGGUGCCGCAAACAGUUUCGUUUCGGGCAACAUGGAUAAGGAGGACAAGCAGGUCGAUCAGGUUGUUGAUGCUCUUCUCCUGCGGACAACGGAUCUCAAGAACAACAUUCAACAGCUGAUCUGCCGUUUGGAGAACGAGUACGAAACAUUGCAAUGGCCAGCCGUACUCGACAACUUCGCCCUCAUAUCGGGACAGAUGAGCAACCUACUGAAGGUCCUCCGAAGUGACAAGAUUCCCAAGUUACGGAACCGGAUCAUCCUUCCGCUGCUGGUAUCGCCCGAUCCUGAUCCGGAAUUGCAGCGGAUCACCGAAGGUCGCGUUCCUCUAUUCAAUCAUCAAGCGGUUCCGGACUAUUUGAGAACCCUGUGCGAUCCGGAGAUCGAAGCCGCAGAUCAGGCAAUCACAGCGAAAGCGUCUCAGAUGACCGGAGAAGCAACACAGAAACUUAUCGUGGCACAUAAUAGAAUCUCUCAGAAUGCUUGUGAAAUUAUUCGUUCGAGCCGUGACGAUUGGGACGUGGAUGCAUCGAGUAGAGCCCCUCCGAGUUGUAUAGCAAGCGAAACUACCGUACUUGUCAGCGCAACUCUGGGCGGCAGGAGUGUGCGAGGACCAGGACCUCACGGGAGUGGGGCCCUCGGAACGAAUAGCCCAAAACCGAUUGGCGGCCCGAUGGGACCGGGAGGUUCUCGAGGAGGCUCGAUGGCUGCCCCGCAAUCUGGUGGGGGCAAGAUGCCAACGGCCACGAUCAAGACGAACAUCAAGAGCGGCGGGGGAAUGUCGCAUCCCUACAUGCGUUGA